UAACAAGCGACUCAGACACUCAGGUGGGAGAUUUGAAGUCGUUGCAGCAGAAAAACAAACGGAGUUUAACUGUAUUUUUGUCUGGCAAGUUCGCAUCUAAUGCAUUGACACGGUAUCUUAGAACCUCCUAUGACCGUUUUAUGAUACAGAAUGGCCACUCCGAGCAAGACGCCACCCGGUGCUGACCCGAAGCAGUUGGAGCGGACUGGGACUGUCCGUGAGAUUGGCUCUCAGGCGGUGUGGUCCCUCUCCUCCUGUAAACCCGGUUUUGGUGUGGAUCAGCUGAGAGAUGACAACCUGGAGACAUACUGGCAGUCGGAUGGAUCCCAGCCUCACCUUGUCAACAUCCAGUUUAGGAGGAGGACAACAGUGAAGAUGCUGUGUAUUUAUGCUGAUUAUAAAUCAGACGAGAGCUACACUCCUAGUAAGAUCUCUGUUCGAGUGGGCAACAACUUCCACAAUCUUCAAGAAAUCCGGCAACUGGAGAUGGUGGAGCCCAGCGGCUGGAUUCACAUCUCUCUCUUAAAUCAGCGGACAAACGAGCCGAUCAGCACCUUCAUGAUCCAGAUCGCCGUGCUGGCCAACCACCAGAACGGCAGAGACACGCACAUGCGGCAGAUCAAGGUGUACACGCCGGUGGAGGAGAGCUCCAUCGGAAAGUUCCCACGAUGCACCACGGUGGACUUCAUGAUGUACCGUACGAUCAGGUGAUCCAGACUUACGCGUGACCCGCUGACCUGGGAAGUUCGGGAUCAGAUGAAACAUGACAGACUGAGAUCUGGAGCUCAUUAAAACUGACUGAAUCGAUCAUUUUUACACCGAGGAGGAAUUCAGCUCUGAUAUUUUAACAUUCGGUGCCAAUAUUAAAUGUUUAAAGUCAUUAAAAGCGGGACUUUGGCGCCGUUUGACGUAGAGACAGGUUGCUGAGUAAAAACACGCUGUUUUUACUCAGACUUUGGAAAACCUUUGUGCCAAUAAUCCUCCUGGAUUUGCUCCAUAAUGUUGAAAUAAAUGUUUCAGAUGACGGUGUUACUGUGUGAAAUGAAGAAAACAAGGUGUAAGAAGUUCAUUUAUAUCUUUGUAUGUAUCAAUAAUUAUAAAUCCUUUAUUACAACCAGCGAGAGAACUG
Messenger RNA from Melanotaenia boesemani (Boeseman's rainbowfish), 1129 nucleotides. It is a transcript of the gene anapc10, whose product is annotated as anaphase promoting complex subunit 10. Gene Ontology annotation, biological process: protein K11-linked ubiquitination; anaphase-promoting complex-dependent catabolic process. NCBI's taxonomy places the organism in Eukaryota, Metazoa, Chordata, Actinopteri, Atheriniformes, Melanotaeniidae. Gene Ontology annotation, cellular component: anaphase-promoting complex. The transcript is spliced from 6 exons. Bases 151 to 711 code for a protein of 186 amino acids. The record is from RefSeq and is a predicted model, not a curated record.